GGUAACGGGCCAGGGCCAAAGCGACUUUCGCUACUUGGAUUGGUCGGCGUAGCUUUGGGCGGCCGGACCUUAGAAAGUCACACAUCUGCGCGCCUGUGUGGCCCCUGCUUCUGCGGAUGCUGAGGCACGUAAAAAAAAUUUGAAGAAGGGAAUUUCGCGGCAUUCUUGGCCUGGCUUCCUGGCGUAGCCAGCAAGCUCGGAGGUGUUAACCGCUGCUGUCAUGUUUCUUUUGCUAAACUGCAUCGUCGCUGUGUCCCAAAACAUGGGCAUCGGCAAGAACGGGGACCUGCCCAGGCCGCCGCUCAGGAAUGAAUUCAGGUAUUUCCAGAGAAUGACCACAACUUCUUCAGUAGAGGGUAAACAGAAUCUGGUGAUUAUGGGUAGGAAGACCUGGUUCUCCAUUCCUGAGAAGAAUCGACCUUUAAAUGAUAGAAUUAAUUUAGUUCUCAGCAGAGAACUCAAGGAACCUCCACAAGGAGCUCAUUUUUUUGCCAGAAGUUUGGAUGAUGCCUUAAAACUUACUGAACGACCAGAAUUAGCAAAUAAAGUAGACAUGAUUUGGAUAGUUGGUGGCAGUUCUGUUUAUAAGGAAGCCAUGAAUCACCUAGGCCAUCUUAAACUAUUUGUGACAAGGAUCAUGCAGGACUUUGAAAGUGACACGUUUUUUUCAGAAAUUGACUUGGAGAAAUAUAAACUUCUGCCUGAAUACCCAGGUGUUCUCUCUGAUGUCCAGGAGGGGAAACACAUCAAGUACAAAUUUGAAGUAUAUGAGAAUGAUUAAUAUGAAGGUGUUUUCUGGUUUAAGUUGUUCCCCCUCCCUCUGAGAAAAGUAUGCAUUUUUACAUUAGAAAAGAGACUUUUGUUGACUUCAGAUCUAUGGAUAAUUAUUUCUAAGCAACGUUGUUUUUAUUCCUCACUAAUCUUGGCUAUAUCAGAUACCAUUUAUGAAACAUUCUUGCUAUAACUGUCUCUCCAAGACCCCGACUGAGUCCCCAGCACCUGCUACAGUGAGCUGCCAUUCCACACCCAUCACAUGUGGCACUCUUGCCACUCCUUGACAUUGUCAGGCUUUUCUAAUGUUGGUAGUAUUUAUUAAAGAUGAAGACGCACAUACCCUUCAGCUGAGCAGUUUCACUAGUGGGAAAUACCAAAAGCUUCGUACAUGUAUAUCCAGAGGUUUGUAGACAAAUGUUGCAGCCUUUUUUGUAACAGUGAAAAACUGAAAACAACCUGGAAGUCCAGUGAUGGGAAAAUGAAUAUAUUUCUGUCUUAGAUUGGGGAACCCAAAGCAGAUUCUAAGACUGAAAUUUAAGUGAAAGCAGUUUAUUUGCUAGGUCAUACCAGAAGUCAUCAAUCGAAGUAUGGAGAAAUGGAACUGAGAAGGUAAAAACCAGUUCAAAAUCAGUGAGGAGGUUCUCAAUGGUAACGAGCUCCAUACUGCUGAGAUACAGGGAAACGGAGGGGAGAAAGCUAGAGUAUUUAACCCCCACUCCUUGGUUGUCAGCUCCCUGUCCUGUGUGUGGGCAGAACGUACUCCACCUACUCAAUAGCAAGUUCCAGGUGUUUGCUGAAAGAAGCUGCUGGAAUGUACGGGAACGGUGAAUGCCAAACAAAGCAAUUCCAUGUUUAAGUAUGUAAACUCUUCAUAUUUUUUUUUUUCUUUUUAAGACAUAAUUUCACUCUUGUUGCCCAGGCGGAGUGCAAUGGAACAACCUUGGCUCACGGCAACUUCCGCCUUCCCAGGUUCAAGCAAUUCUCCUGCCUCAGGCUCCUGGGUGGCUGGGACUACAGGCGCGUGCCACCACGCCAGGCUAAUUUUGUAUUUUUGGUGGGGACAUUCCAUGUUGGUCAGGCUAGUCUCGAACUCCUGACCUCAGGUGAUCCUCCUGCCUCGGCCUUCAGGGGUGCUGGGAUUACAGGCAUCAGCCACUGCACUUGGCAGAUCUUCAUUCUUUUAGUAAAAAGUAUAAAGCCACACAUGGUUUAUUUGAAAUAUUUUAUAAUUUAAAAAAGUACAGAAGCAGGAAAACCAAUUCUAGGUUCAAGUGAGGGAUGAUGGUAGUUUGAACCAAAGGAUUGCAUGUGGUAAGAAAUUGUGAUUUAAGAUAUAUUUUAAAGUUGGAAGUAGCAGGAUAUUCUGAUGGAGUUUGACUUUGGUUUUGGGCCCACUGAGUUUGAGAUGCCUUUGAGAAAUGAAAGAAGUAGAGAGAGAAUUAAAAACUGGCCAGGAGUGGUGGCUCACGCCUGUGGUCCCAGCACUUUGGGGGGCUGAGGUGGGUGGAUCACCGGAGACCAGCUUGGGCAACAUGGUGGAGCCCUGUCUCUACAGAAGAUACAAAAAUUGGCUGGGCAUUGUGGCACACACCUGUAGUCUCGUCUACUCGCGGGGCUGAGAUGGAGGGAUCAAUUGAGCCCAUGAGUUCAAGGCUGCAGUGAGUCGUGAUUUGGCCACUGCACUCCUGCCUGGGUGACAGAAGAGACCCUGUCUCAAAAAAGAAUCUGAAAACAACGGAACCAUGCCUUCAGAAUUCUAUAAAGUUAUUUUCAACUGAUAAAUCUAUAUUCAGGCAAAUAAUCAAGGGUGAAGGUAAAAUAAUACAUUUUUAGACAAGCAAAGACUCAGGGGUUACAUGUACCCUUUCUUGGGAAGCUAUCGGAGAAAAUACUCCAGCAAAAUGAAGGCGUACACAAACCAGAGAAUGACGUGGAUCCAGCAAAUAGUAUCCAACACAGGCAAUAUUCCAGCUAUGGAGCUAGCUUUAAAAAGAAACAGUAAAAAUACUAAUAGAUUAGCUGGGUGGGAUGGCCCAUGCUUGUAGUCCCAGCUACUCAGGAGGCUAAGCAAAAGGAUGGCUUGAGCCCAAGAGUUCAGAGCAGCCUGGCCACCAUAGUGAGAUCCCUUCUCUUAAAAAUAAUAGGUUAUUGCCAGAUUUGGGGCAUUUGGAAAGAAGUGCAUUGAAGAUAAAGCAAAAGUAAAAAAAAAAAAAAAAACAAGGCGGAAGGGUUGGUUAGGCAAUCAUUAAUUCUAGGGCAGGAAGAAGUACAGGAUAGGAAGUAAGAGCAUCAUACGCUGUUUUUCUCAACAAUGGGCAAUAUGUACAUAGUCAUAAUGAUGUGCUGACUGACUGCUUAGCCCCUAAAUCUGGUAACUACUUUGGGACAAUAUGGGGGGAAAAGUGAAGAUAGUGAUGGUGUAAGAGCUAAAUCCUCAUCUGUCAUAUCAAGAAAUCACUAUAUAAUGUAUAACAUAAUCAAGAAAUGACUAAGUAGUUAUGUGAAGAAAAGAAUGGAACAUUGCUAGAAGAGUUAGAAGUCAUUGCUCCAGAGAAUUAGGAGGGAUGGGGCAGGGGACUGUUAGGAUGCAUUACAAACUGAAGAGGCUUUUAAAGAUUACAUGUAUUAAUAUAUGCAUUCACUUGAAAAACUAAAAAAAUAGUAAUUUUUUAAAACCCAUGGAGGUAACUACCAGAAGGAAAAACUAAGAGAAUGAAAAGUGCUUUCCUCUAGAAAGAACAAGUCGCAGGACUGUUUUCAUUGUAAGACUUUUGGAGCCAUGUGAUUUUACUUAACCAUUUUCAUAUAUUUCUUUAAUAAAAAUAAUUCUAUCUUAAUAAAAAGUUACACUCAUUCAUUAAAAAAAGAAUUUUAAGACUGUAGUAAGAAUCAUAGUUUAUUUCUGUUAGAGAAAGGCAAUGUGUUAUACUUGGAAAGAGGUCAUAUUAAUUUUAUCACAUUUUUGGGACUCAGCAUCUUUAUAUUUUCUGAUUUUAAAUAAACAACUUUGCUUAUGAA
Molecule: messenger RNA, 3792 nt
Organism: Pan troglodytes (chimpanzee)
Lineage: Eukaryota; Metazoa; Chordata; Mammalia; Primates; Hominidae
Gene: DHFR2
Product: dihydrofolate reductase 2
Exons: 2
Coding region: 221-781 (186 amino acids)
Biological process (GO): tetrahydrofolate biosynthetic process; folic acid metabolic process; dihydrofolate metabolic process
Cellular component (GO): mitochondrion
Molecular function (GO): dihydrofolate reductase activity; NADP binding
Source: RefSeq, a predicted model, not a curated record